GCGCACGCGCGAUUUCCUGUGCACAUGCGCAGUUCCCGCGGUGCCGGCGCUGCUGCUUCUCUAGGGCUGAGGUGGCGACUCGGGAGCCGGGGGCGGGGCGAGCGGCGCGAUGGCUGAGGGCGGCGGGGAAGUAGUCGCUGUGCCGCCGUCCGGGGCUGCCAACGGCCAGAACAAUGGGGCUGGAGGGGCCUCGGCGCCGACCAACAACCCGCUGUCGCGGAAGCUGCAUAAGAUCCUGGAGACGCGACUGGACAAUGACAAGGAGAUGUUGGAAGCUCUCAAGGCACUCUCAACCUUUUUUGUUGAGAAUAGUUUGCGGACUAGAAGAAAUUUACGUGGAGAUAUUGAACGCAAAAGUUUAGCCAUCAAUGAAGAAUUUGUAAGCAUUUUCAAGGAGGUGAAGGAAGAACUUGAAAGCAUAAAUGAGGAUGUUCAAGCAAUGAGCAGUUGUUGUCAGGAUAUGACAAAUCGCCUACAGGCUGCAAAGGAACAGACUCAAGAUUUGAUAGUAAAAACCACUAAACUUCAAGCUGAAAGUCAAAGGUUAGAAAUCAGAGCACAAGUUGCAGAUGCCUUCUUAUCUAAGUUCCAGCUAACUUCUGAUGAAAUGAGUCUUCUCCGAGGUACUAGAGAAGGACCUAUUACUGAGGAUUUUUUCAAGGCAUUGGGAAGAGUAAAACAAAUUCACAAUGAUGUCAAAGUUCUUUUACGUACAAACCAACAAACAGCAGGUUUAGAAAUUAUGGAACAGAUGGCUUUGCUUCAAGAAACAGCUUAUGAAAGGCUGUACCGAUGGGCUCAAAGUGAAUGCAGAACAUUGACACAAGAAUCAUGUGACAUAUCUCCAGUAUUGACUCAGUCAAUGGAAGCCCUGCAGGACAGGCCUGUUUUAUAUAAGUACACUUUAGAUGAAUUUGGAACAGCCAGAAGAAGUACAGUUGUCCGUGGAUUCAUUGAUGCUCUUACAAGAGGAGGCCCAGGAGGUACACCUAGACCCAUUGAAAUGCAUUCUCAUGACCCUUUGAGAUAUGUAGGAGAUAUGUUGGCUUGGCUCCAUCAAGCUACUGCUUCUGAAAAAGAACACCUUGAAGCUCUCUUAAAGCAUGUAACUACACAAGGUGUUGAAGAAAAUAUUCAAGAAGUUGUGGGACAUAUCACUGAGGGUGUGUGUAGGCCUCUAAAGGUUCGAAUUGAACAAGUAAUAGUUGCUGAGCCUGGGGCAGUUUUAUUAUAUAAGAUUUCUAAUCUCCUCAAAUUUUACCACCAUACAAUCAGUGGCAUUGUUGGAAAUAGUGCGACUACUCUGUUGACUACCAUUGAAGAAAUGCACUUGCUUAGCAAAAAAAUAUUCUUUAAUAGCUUGAGUCUUCAUGCAAGUAAAUUAAUGGACAAGGUUGAACUCCCACCACCUGAUCUUGGACCAAGUUCUGCAUUAAAUCAGACACUCACAUUGUUGCGUGAAGUUUUGGCAUCUCAUGAUUCUUCAGUUGUACCAUUAGAUGCUCGUCAAGCUGAUUUUGUGCAGGUUUUAUCAUGUGUCUUAGAUCCUCUCCUCCAGAUGUGUACUGUAUCAGCCAGCAAUUUAGGCACAGCUGACAUGGCCACUUUCAUGGUCAAUUCAUUAUAUAUGAUGAAGACAACAUUAGCUUUGUUUGAAUUCACUGAUAAACGUCUGGAAAUGCUACAGUUUCAGAUUGAAGCACAUUUGGACACACUUAUAAAUGAGCAAGCUUCUUAUGUUUUAACUAGAUCAGGCCUAAGUUAUAUAUAUAACACUGUACAGCAACAUAAACCUGAACAGGGUUCUUUAGCUAAUUUGCCCAACCUAGAUUCUGUGGCACUGAAAGCAGCAAUGGUUCAGUUUGAUCGUUAUUUAUCAGCCCCAGACAACCUGUUAAUGCCACAGCUGAACUUUCUUCUAAGUGCCACAGUGAAAGAACAGAUCAUAAAACAGUCAACAGAAUUAGUCUGCAGAGCCUAUGGUGAAGUGUAUGCAGCUGUGAUGAAUCCAGUCAAUGAAUACAAAGAUCCAGGGAGCAUUCUACACCGAUCACCGCAACAAGUGCAAACUCUUCUCUCCUGAUUAUCUUCUUUGAAUGUGUUUGCAAAAUAUUGCAUCCCUAAAGGUUUUCUUAUUUUUUUGCUUUGUUAAUUUUUAUUUUGAAAUUUGAUGGUUAGUUUUCAUUGUAUCAUAAGAUGUAUGGUAAGUUCAAUAGUUUCUUUAAUUUAAUCAAAAUAAUGUAGAAAUAAGUUAACAUGUUGACCCGAGUUACUCUUGUUUUAUAUCUGUUUUCUCUGAUCGGUGUUCUCCUCUCUGUUAGCCGCCUCUGCAGCUCUGCAGUCUCUGCUGUAUUCUGGAAUAUAAAUGUAUGGAGAAAAUGGUAUAUGAGCUUGAGGAAUAUUUUUUGAAAGACUAGUUCUAAUAUAACCAUACAUAAAAAAUUUGCCCAAACUUAAAAAUUAAUGAGAGUAUAACCUAAUAAAUGUCUCUUUACCUAAAAAUUCAUUUGCUUUCAUAUUAUGAAUAUGAGCAAAUAUACUUAAACUGAAGAGCAGAAAUAUACACUCAACUAAAAGGGAAAAAAGAAAAGUAAUUUGAAAAGUGAGGAUUUUACUCUGUAUUUCAUGGACUCAAUUUAAGAUGGAGUUCAGAAUUUCAAAUAGAUCUUAGUAAUGUAGGAAUCCUGUGCUUUAUGAAGUCUAGAAUAUAAAAGUAGUUAUUUAUUCUGCAGUGUGGUCUCUAAACCAAUGAACUACAAGUUUUAUGUAGUGUUCAAACCAAAGAAAUAAUAUUCUAACAUGAGGAAGCUAUGCCAGUGUAGCAGUUUCUAAUUGAUGGUAUAUAUGUCUGUUCCACAAAGGCCCCUUUGAAAGAAUGACUUGAGUUUUGACUCUAGAAUUUUACCUCUAAGUAAGAUUCAAAACCACUGUUGCUUUUUUUUUACAAAAUAAAUCUCAAUGUAUUUGAUGUGCGUUUAUGUUCUUAACAAAAUUAUUAACAAAAUGCCAUAAUUUCUGGUAAAUAUAAAAAAAGAAUUAAGUUCCUAACUAAAUUAUAAAUAAGAAAACUAAGACUUAAGGAACAAAACUGACUAGCCUAAAAUAUUUUGAAAAAUAGUAAGAUUAAGUUAAUAUUUAUAGUAGAUUAUUAUAUAACAAAUUUGUAUUUAUAGAACAUGCCUCUUGAUCUGUGUGCAGUUUAUAUACCAAUGUGAUUCUGUUGGUGCAAUACAUAUAAUCUGUUUUGGUAUAAACUUUCAAUAAAGGUUUUUCCUUCAGUAAAUAUGUAUGAUGUAAAAAGUAGAAAAUAAAGUAUGAUAAAAAUCAAGAGCUUAAAAUUUAUAUAAUUCUUACUGUGAAAAAAGAUUGCAACCUUAUUAGUGAAUUGCUUUGUUAUCUAAGAAAAAAGGCUGUUUGACUUUUAGUCUUAAAUUAUUAAACUAGUUCUAGAACAGUGAUGACUGUAGUGUUUGUACAUAUCCUUGAUUUGUUUUAAGAAAAUACUCAUAAAAAAGGAGGUCCGAUAUAGGACCAAUGGAAGACUGAACAGAAUGUAGCGUCAGUAUUAUCUUGAGAACUAAGUAACAUAAAAGAUUAUAAGCAUUAGUACCUUGGCAUAACAUGUAUUUGCUAUAUACUCAUAGUUUGCAUUUUGAACUGUUUUGAUAUAGCUUAAUUAUAACUUUACAUAAUGCAUCCUUUAGAGGAUGGACUGAACUUUUCCAUUCCUUUCCCUUGAUGGGGCCAUCUUACGAGUAUGAUAAGAUACCUCAAUAUGGUUUUGAGUUGAAUUUUUCUGAUGAUAAGUGAUGCUAGAUAUGUUUUCAUGUGCCUGAUGACUGUGUGUAUGUUCUUUGGUGAAGUAUCUGUUUAGCACUUCUGUCCAUUUGUUGAUGGGUUAUUUGUUUUCUUUUUGUUGAGUUAUGUAACUUCUUUUAGAUCUUGGAUUUUAGCCCCUUGCCAAAUGUAUGAUUUUGAAAUAUUUUCUCCCAUUUCAUACAAUGUCUUUUCAUUCUAAUAGUUUCUUUCACUGUACAGAAACUCCCCCCCAACUAUUCCUAUAUUCCUUGUCCCUUUCCCAUCCCUUCUCUUUUAACUUAAAGACCUCAUGAAAGUCCUCAUGAUGUUGGAUAUCCACUGGUUUUUAAAACUGUCUCAUGUCAGUGAAUUGUCUGCAAUGUGAAUGUCUAGUAUUUGUUUUUUAUCAUCUUGGCUAGCUUUACUAUACAUAAUUCUCUCAAAAUCCCUCUAUUUUGUUGAAAAUGGCUACAUUUCAUCCUUUCUUAGGACUCCAUACUGUGGAUGCAAUAAAUCUUGAUCCAGUUAUCUUUCAAUGGAAGUGUAAGCUGUUUCCAUGAGCUAACUGUUGUAAAUAAUGCUGCUUUGAACAUUGUGGAACAUACGGAUUUUUGUAUUGAUGGUUUCAUAUUAUUUGUGUACAUGCAGAAGAGUGGGAUUGUUGGAUCAUCUAGUAUCUUCAUUUUUAGUUUUUCAAGGUAAAUCAGAUUGUUUUACAUAAUGGCUGCGUAGUUUACAUUCCCACCAAUAGCAGUAGAGUUCCUCUCUCUGCAUUCUUUCCAACACUUGUUGUGAGUCUUUUUUUUUUUUUCAAUUUUUUUUUAAUAGAGGCAUUUUUUUUUUAAUUUAUUUAUUUGUUUGCUUUGUUUAUACAUGCACUGGGUACAGUCAGAAGCGCGGGAGGGUGAGAGAAUUCACCAGAGCCCGAGCGGGGAACAGAGCAGGCAGAAGGACUGAAGUACACUGCUGAGGGGAGCAGCGGGCGGCAGGAGAGGUCCGCACGCCAUGUGGGACCCUCCUCAGGUGGCCGGGGAGCAGCCGGGGAUCGAACCUGUGCCGCAGAGGCUGCAGGCAGCUUCGCAACCCAGCGCUCAACCUCUGCGCCACCGGGGAGGCCCUUGUUGUUAGUCUUUUUAAUGUAUUAUUCUUACAAGCAUGAGAUGGCAGCUCAUUGUGGUUUUACCCUGCAUCUCUUAUUGGAAAUGAUUGAUGAACAUUUUUUCACAUCUCUAUUAGCCUUCUGAGCAACCUCUUUGGUGAAUUGUCUGUUCAUAUCUACUGCCCAUUUAUUAAUUUGGUUCUUUAGGUUUUUUUUGUUGAAUUGUUUUUUUUAUAUAUCUUGGAUAAUGGAUUAAUCCUGUAUCAGUUAUAUAUUGUGUAAAUAGAACUCUCCCAUUCAAUAGGGUCUCUUUUAAUUAGCAUGUAUUUUCUUUUGUUGUAUAAAAUCUUUAACUUGAGCUAGUCCCAACUGUUUAUUUUUGAUAUUAGUUUCCUUGCCAUGGGGGUCAAGUCACCAAAAACUGUAUGUGCACUGAUAUCAUGGAAUAUAUUUAUCUACAUUUUCUUCUAUAUACUUUAUUGUUGCAGAUCUUUUUAUAAUAGAUAUCUACCUGUCUUCUCUCUCUCUCUCUAUAUAUAUAUAUAGAAAGAUAGAUAGAUAGAUAGAUAGAUAGAUAGAUAGAUAGAUAGAUAGAUAGAUAGAUAGAGAGAGAGAUAUUAGAUACACCUUUAAUCCACUUGUAGUUUAUUUUUGUGUUUGGGUUUAGUGAGUAAUCCAUCUUAAUUCUUUUAUGUGAUUUUCCAGUAAUUCCAGCACAACUAAUUAAACAGACUGUCUUUUCCCCAUUGUAUGGUCCUGUUAGUCUUUAUCACGCUGGAGUGUACAUGAUUUAAUUCUGUACUUUCGAUUCUAUUCGGGUGAUCCAUGUAUCUAUUUUUGUGCCAAAACCAUGUUGUUUUUAGUAUUGUUGCUUUAUAGUAAAGUUUCAAGUCAGAUAAUAUGAUACUUCUGUGUCUCUCCUUUUUUCUCAGGGUUGCUUUUUCAAUUCAAGGCCUUUUGUGAUUCCACAUAAAUUUCAAUAUUCUUCAUUUCUUUGAAAAGCUGGUGUGUUGAUAGAAUAUUUUAGGCAAGAUUGUCAUCAUGGGAUAUCCUUCUAUUUCCUUAUGUUGCUUUCAAAAUCCUUUAAUAAUAUUUUGUAGUUCUACUUGAAUAGGUUAUUUGCCACCUUAGAUUAAUUCCAAGGUAUUUAGUUCUUUUUGAAGCAAUUGUAAAUGUACUACUCUCAUAAUUUUUUUCUUCUUGUUUAUUUUAUAUUAAAAGGCUAUAGAUUUUUGUAUGGUGACUUUUUAACCUGCCACUUUACUGUAUUCAUCUAUUAUUUCUAAUAAUGUUUUAGUGGAGUGUUGGAUUUUCCAUAUGAGCUAUAAGUAGUGACAGUUUCUUCUUUUCUGACUUGAAUUCCUUUUGUUUCCUGUGUUUUUAUGAUAGCUCUGGCCAAAAAUCUAUUUAAAAAAACUAACAUAUUCUUGGAUCUAGAAAUCUAGGCACAUGUCUAGGGCUGUGUGCCUGCUCAUGAGGAAUACGUGUUCUCAGAAGAACCUCUCACCUCUCACUGACUUUGAGGCUUUGUGCAAGCAGGCAGUGAUGGCUGAAGUAAAGGGAGAAGUUGCCUGGCCUGAUGUUGAUGACAUGACCCUAUACUUACGUAGAACAAUAAAGACUAUGGGUAUUAUUAUUAUUAUUAUUA
Messenger RNA from Talpa occidentalis (Iberian mole), 6545 nucleotides. RefSeq names its product component of oligomeric golgi complex 6 (gene COG6). The coding region runs from base 110 to 2083 and encodes 657 amino acids. Gene Ontology annotation, cellular component: COG complex. Lineage: Eukaryota; Metazoa; Chordata; Mammalia; Eulipotyphla; Talpidae. Gene Ontology annotation, biological process: intra-Golgi vesicle-mediated transport. The transcript is spliced from 19 exons. The record is from RefSeq and is a predicted model, not a curated record.